Torulaspora globosa is the source of this 1746-nucleotide messenger RNA. RefSeq names its product proline permease PUT4 (gene PUT4). The transcript has a single exon. Bases 1 to 1746 code for a protein of 581 amino acids. Gene Ontology annotation, biological process: amino acid transmembrane transport. NCBI's taxonomy places the organism in Eukaryota, Fungi, Ascomycota, Saccharomycetes, Saccharomycetales, Saccharomycetaceae. Gene Ontology annotation, cellular component: membrane. The record is from RefSeq and is a predicted model, not a curated record. Gene Ontology annotation, molecular function: amino acid transmembrane transporter activity.
AUGUUUGCCAAACGAGACAAAGAGAAAGAGGCUGUAGAAAGUGGCAGUGGUAAUGGUCUUUUCGAUAAGAAAGCUGGGCAAGUUGUUGAGAUUGAUUUAGAGUCGCUGUCGGCUCAGGGAUCUUCCGGCAAGGAAACAAGUGUUGGUUCUCAAGGUCGUGAUGAUAAACAGCAUCGGCUGAAGCAGGGUCUUUCGGCGCGUCAUAUUCAAUUGAUUGCGUUGGGUGGUGCCAUUGGUACCGGGCUGUUUGUCGGAACGAGUAGUACGUUGCAUGAAUGUGGUCCAGCGGGUUUAUUCAUUUCAUACGUCAUAAUAUCGACUGUGCUUUAUCCGAUCAUGAAUUCUUUUGGUGAAAUGGUCUGUUAUCUGCCCGGAGAUGGCAGUGAUUCUGCAGGUUCAGUUGCGCAUCUAGUGGGUCGGUACGUCGAUCCGUCUCUAAGCUUUGCCACUGGGUGGAACUACUUCUACUGCUACGUUAUCCUUGUGGCCGCAGAGUGUACGGCAGCGUCCGGUGUCGUCACAUAUUGGACCGAUGCUGUUCCCACCGGAGCGUGGAUAACCAUUUUCCUAGUCGUCUGCAUAGGUCUUAACCUGUCCGCUGUCAAGUACUUUGGUGAGACUGAAUUUUGGUUUGCAUCGAUUAAAGUGCUUUGUAUUAUCGGUCUAAUUAUCCUGUCAUUCAUUCUCUUCUGGGGCGGCGGCCCAAACCAUGAUAGGCUUGGGUUCCGCUAUUGGAAAAACCCUGGCGGGUUUGCUCACCAUAUUACUGGAGGCAACUUGGGUAACUUCCUGGACAUCUACACUGGUAUAAUUAAGGGUGCAUUUGCGUUCAUUCUAGGUCCCGAAUUGGUGGCUUUGGCCAGCACCGAGUGUCGCGACCAAAGAAGGAACAUCGCGAGGGCUUCUCGCAGAUUCGUCUGGAGAUUAAUCUUUUUCUACAUCCUAGGCGCUCUUUCGAUCAGCGUGAUCGUUGCUUAUAACGAUCCCGUCUUGGCCUCGGCACUAGAGGCCGGCAAACCGGGCGCCGGUUCAUCCCCUUUUGUCAUUGGAAUCCAGAACGCAGGCAUCAAAGUCCUGCCACACAUCAUCAACGCCUGCAUCCUAACCAGUGCGUGGUCCGCAGGUAACGCAUUUACUUUUGCCAGUUCCAGAACAUUAGCCACCAUGGCGGCCAACGGACAAGCACCCAAGAUUCUCGGCAAGAUUAACAGAUUUGGAGUCCCAUGGGUGGCGGUCUCCCUUACUGGGUUGAUCUCAUGUUUGGCAUAUUUGAACGUCUCUUCCUCAACCGCAAGUGUCUUCAACUGGUUCACAAACAUCAGCACCAUUUCGGGCUUCAUCGGCUGGGAUUGCGGCAUGGUCGCUUAUCUCAGAUUCCGCAAGGCCAUCAAAUACAACGGUCUCGAAGACAGACUACCGUACGCCCCAUGGGGUCAGAAAUACUUGGUGUGGUGGUCUCUCUUCGUCGUCACUCUGGUCAUCUUCACCAACGGCUACGCGAUCUUCAUUCCAAAGUUCUGGAACGCUGCCGAUUUCGUUGCCGCGUACAUUACCUUGCCAUUAUUCCUACUCUUGUGGAUAGGUCACAAGAUCUACACAAGAAACCUUAAGAAGUGGUGGUAUUCCGUCGAAGAAAUCGACGUAGUGACUGGCCUAGCGGAAAUUGAAGAAAAGACAAGAAUAUUAGACGAGCAAAGACAACUGCCCAAAGGACGCUUCGCGAAAUUUAUGGACGUUCUCCUGUAG